AUGAAUAGAUGGGUGUUUAUGGUGUGGGUUUUUUUUUUUUUUUUGGAAGAAUUUAAAUUUAAACAAAUGAGUCAUAUUUUAAAUGAUUGUAGUUAUUUAUAUAACCAGAUUAAAAAAAAAACUAGAUAUAUAAAUGCAUAUUUAGAAAGAAAUAAAAUAAUAUCAUUGAAGAAAGGGAAAAGCAAACAAAAAAAAAUAAAUAGUCUAAAUACACAUUUACAUUCCUCUCUAUAUAGUAAUCCACAUAAUGAUAUAAAAAAGGAAGUACAAAUAUAUGAAAUAUUAAAUAAUGCAAUUAAAAAUGUCGUAAAAAAAGUAAUAAAAAAUGAAAAUUUAUUGAUACCAAAACAAUACUUAUUAGAAUAUAAUAAACUUUAUGAUGAUUAUGAAUAUCAAUCAGGAAUAAUUAUGUUUAUUGAUAAAGAUAUUCGUGAUGGUGUUUCUAUUAAUGGAAGUGAGAAUGAGCAUAAACAUUUUCGACAAAAAAUAAUCGAAUCCUUGAAAAACGAAUGCUCUGAUAUAAUUGAUGAUAUACGAUUAUCUCAAAACGGUAUAUUAAAUAUAAGGGUAAAAGAUGAAUAUAUAAAAAGAAGAUUUUAUGAAUUUCAUACUCAAUUAAAUGAAAAUAAACAAAAUGAUCAAAUAAAAACAGACGAAAAAAAAAAUGUAGUUGUGUUAGAUUAUUGUGGAGUUAAUAUGGCAAAGCAUAUGCAUGUUGGUCAUUUAAAAUCAUUAUUUUUAGGAUAUGCAUUAAAUAAUAUUUUUGAUUAUUUUAAUUUUAAUGUAAAAAGUCGAAAUCAUAUUGGGAAUUGGAAUUCUAAUAUAGCAAUGGUCAUAACUUUUUUUAUUUUUUUUUUGUCUGAAAAUUGGUGUAAUCAAUUUGUUAUUAAUUCAUCUUCUUUAUUACAAAAUUCAGAAAAUAUUAAAACGAAUAAUAAUUGCUUUUCUGAUAUUUUUGUAGAAAAAAAUGAAAAUUUUCAAAUUGUUAAAAAGUAUUUGGAUAUUUUAAAUAAUUUGAAAGAAAACAAUUUUUAUGAUAAUUAUGAAAAAUUUAACAUAAACAAAAUAGAAAAUAUAAAUUUAGAUAAUAUUGAUAAUGCAUAUAAAAUAUCUAAAGAACUGUAUUCUAUUAAUACCUUGUUUCAAAAAUGUACUAAACAUAUUUUAUCUUUAAUGUAUAAAUAUGAUGAUAAAACUAUACAAUUAUGGAAUGUUCUUUGUGAUAAAACAAGAAAAGAAAAUGAUGAGAUUCUUCGAAUAUUCAAGAUUCAUAAACUAAUCGAAAAAGGGGAAGAUUUUUAUGUGAAAUAUGUUCCUAAAGUUUUAGAAGAAAUGGAAAAAAAAAAGAUUCUUUUUAAAUUUGGAAAUAAAUUAUGUGUACUUUUUAAAAAAAAAAAAAAUUUAGAGAUCGAAAAAACUAAAAUAAAUUGCAAUGAUAAAGAUUAUUAUGAAGUUGUACAAGUACAAGAUAAAAUUUAUGACGAUUUAAAAAAUGGAGAUAUAAAUAUUUUGAAAAAAAAUUAUCAUAUUUUAACUUUAAAAAAUGAUAUAGCUUAUACAUAUGCAGGUAUAGAUUUAGCUUCUAUAUAUUAUAGAGUGUAUUUUGAAAAAGCUGAUAAAAUAAUUUAUGUUGUAGAUGAAAAUCAAAAGAAUCAUUUUAUGCAAAUUUUUUCAAUAUACAAAAAUAUGAACAUGUUUUCUAAAGACGUAGAAUAUAAAUGUAUAUGUUAUGGUUUUGUCUUAAAUAAUGAAAAAAAAAAAAUUAAAACAAAAAAUUUUACUAACAACACUUUUGUUAAAGAUGUAAUACAAAAUUUACAACAGAUUGAAGAAAAGAAAAUAAAAAAAAACGAUGAAAAUGAAUAUAACGAAAACUGUUAUGAUGAUAAUAAUGAAGGGAAGUUUAUAUAUAACAAGAGAUAUUACACAAAAAAAAAUUAUAAAAAUUUAUUAUUGUCUUCCAUAGUUUAUUCUUAUAUUAGUGUUAAAAAUUGCAAAAGACAAACAAUAAAUAAUUUAAUUAACUCUUAUAAUUUUGAAUAUAUAUAUAUUAUUAAUAAUUAUAAUGAUAUAUACUUUAUUUUGGGAAAUUUAAAAAAGUCCGAUUAUUCAUUUAUAUAUGAAGAAAAAUAUUAUAUUAAUAUGGAUUACCGAUUAAAAAAAUUGUUAUUAGAUAUUAUGAAUUUUAAAAAUAUUUUAAAAAAUGUAAUUUAUAAUUAUAAUGUUGAUAAAUUAUGUUCUUACUUAUUUAGUUUGUCACAAAAAACUCAUCAUUUUGCUCGUGAUAGUUUUAAUAAAAAUUUUCUUCACAAUUUUGAAGAAAAAAACAUUCAUAAAUUUUUAAACUUUAUUAAAAAUAUCAGCAAAGAAAAAAUAGCUAAUACUAUUAUUAAUCUAGAAAAAAAAAAAUACGAUAUAUUCGAUGAUGAAAAAAUAACAUAUUUAAAUUUAUUUAUAAAUUUUAUUAAAAGUGAUAAAGAUCACAAUCCUACAAUUAAUAAAAUAAAUAGCUUUUCUAAAGAUGAGCUAAACAAAAUUAUGUCUUUUUUUUUAAAUAAAACAUUUGAAAUAAUUGUUAUGCAAUCAUAUUUAUUUAUAGUUUCGGAAAUAUUUGAUAUUCUGAAUCUUUAUUUAGUGAAGUUUGAUACCCCGGAAAUUAUUAAAUAG
This is a messenger RNA of Plasmodium berghei ANKA, 2667 nucleotides long. Its product is annotated as arginine--tRNA ligase, putative. NCBI's taxonomy places the organism in Eukaryota, Apicomplexa, Aconoidasida, Haemosporida, Plasmodiidae. The coding region runs from base 1 to 2667 and encodes 888 amino acids. Gene Ontology annotation, molecular function: ATP binding; arginine-tRNA ligase activity. The transcript is spliced from 2 exons. Gene Ontology annotation, biological process: arginyl-tRNA aminoacylation. The record is from RefSeq and is a predicted model, not a curated record.